Molecule: messenger RNA, 3713 nt
Organism: Linum trigynum
Lineage: Eukaryota; Viridiplantae; Streptophyta; Magnoliopsida; Malpighiales; Linaceae
Source: the annotation of a GenBank genome assembly
GAUAUGCGUAUUCGAAGGAAUUAUUGACGGUUAUAUUCGCGAACUCAUGGAUACCCAAUCCGACUCAUUGUCAUUCCUAUACGUUGAAUUCAAUGACCAAUGUUUACUGUCCUUCAGAAGUCGGGGGAGUGCCACCAAUGGUGUAUUUGAUAUUGAGCACAUCAACGUGCUCUACUACUCCUAUCAUAUAUAACAAACACUCCUAAUUAGUAAAGUUGAGUUAAUCAGAGAAACCAAAGAACGAGAAACAUGAUACCAUGGCCUUCUGAAAAGUGAAAACCAAAAGUGAUAAACGCGUGAAUCCAUGUUGUAUUAUUAUUAUUAUUAUUGCAAUGAUAGCAUUAGCACUCUCUAAAUAUAAACAUUGCAUUUGCUUGCAUGGGUCUGGCUGGAAUCCAACGUUCCUCUUUCCAUUAUUAGAAAUUAAAACGAGAACGAGGUAAUUUGAUUUUGUUAAAUGAAAUAUUAAUUCAUGUUGGCCUCCAAUAAAAUUUUCACAGCGCACUUGUGAAAAGGUACAAGGAAUAAUAGGGUAAAUGCCACAUUUGGUCACUGAGAAUACUAAAUCGUGUCAUGUUUAGUCACUAGAAAAAUUUAAUAUCAAUUUUUGUCUCUCGAAGUACUAGAACAUGUCACAUUUAGUCACUCUCCCGUUAGUUUUCGUCCAACUUCAUUAAUUGAGUUAGACGAAAACUAAUGGGAGAAUGACUAAAUGUGACAUGUUUCAGUAAUUCGAGUGACUAAAUGUCACAUGUUUCAGUAAUUCUAGUGACUGGAGUUGGACGGAGGCUAACGGGAGAGUGACUAAAUGUGACAUGUUCUAGUAAUUAGAGUGACCAACAUUGAUAUUAAAAUUUUCUAGUGACUAAACAUGACACGAUUUAGUAAUCUUAGUGACCAAAUGUGGCAUUUACCGAGGAAUAAUAAUAGGGAAUUACGGCUUCAUCUGCAUGAGGAAUUUGGUAGCAAAAAGCAAAACCGCGAGACAUUUGAAAAUCGACUCAUCCUCCAAAUGAUUAGAUUUUUCUAGUCAUUUGCAAAUGAGUCGAUUUUUCAUCCCUAAUUUUCAAUCUUAAUUCUCCUAUUUUUUUUCAUAUACCCAAUGCUAACUCUUAUCCAUCUCAUCUUCGUAAACCAAAUACUUUACAAUUAUUUUAGAACCGUAUUUUUCAGUUAUUUCCAUUAAAAAUAUUCAUUUAUUCCUAGAAAAGUAAUCAUUACUAAUGUGAAAAUUCACUAGAGAUUUGUGAGGAAUGAUUGAGUUGAAAAUUCAGAAAAUAAUUUGACUCAAUUUGACUUAUCUGGGAUUCCAAUAGAGAGACGUCGGAAAGUUUCUCCAAAAAAAAAAAAGACGUCGGAAAGGCAGGACAAAAAUUCGAAAAUAAGAAAAAAACUGUAAUGCCGGGAAAACCCCGGAAAAAGAUCAUCGUUUACCCAUGGACUCCGAAGGAGAAAAAGGGAAAUUCCCUACUUAAAGUGCCGUUUGGUAAAUCGGAAAAUUAAUUUCGUUCAGAAAACGAAGGUGAAAAAGACGUCCCACUGCCACCGAUUUAUAAUUACCACUCACCUCCCGCCACCACAGUCCCAAUCGACAGUCGACACCUGUCUCCUCCGCUGCCGCGCCGCCGCGCCCCACACCGCCGUUUCCCAUUUCCCACCCAAACACGCCCUAUAUAUACAUUAUACUCGCUUCACCUCCCUCUUUCUCACCCUAACCCAUUUUCUCAGCAGCCACUCGCUCUCUUCCUCUCCCCCAUUUCUUCUCUCUGUCUCUCUCUGCGCUGCCUGCUACAAUGGCGUCUUCGUCUUACCUCGCUUUCUUCCUCCUCUCCGUUCUACUCUCCGUCACAGCCGCCAAUGCGGCCCACCACCAGGCCGCCGCCGCUCCGGCCCCCGCCGCCGAUUGCUCUACCGUGGUUUUGGCCCUCAGCGACUGCCUGACCUUCGUGCUCAACGGGAGCACCACCACCAAGCCGGAGGGAACUUGCUGCUCCGGGCUGGAGACCGUGCUGAACACCAACGCCGACUGCCUCUGCCAGACAUUCAAGAGCAGCGGCGAGAUGGGGAUCGCGCUCAACGUCACCAAAGCCCUCACCCUGCCUUCCGCUUGCAAGCUCAAAACUCCCCCUAUGUCCAGCUGCCAGCUGUCCAUGGCUCCCGCUGGCUCCCCUGUGGUUGCUGGAGGAUCAACUGCAGUGCCACCAAGCGAGAUGACAGAAGCAGCUCCGGCUCCAUCCCCUGUUGGUGGCGCCCCGCUUUCCAACUCUGCUCAUGCUGCUGUUUCCGGCAUCUUCUCAGCCGGAUCUCUUGCGGCGGCACUCGCAGUUGCUUCAUUCUGCUAGUGACUUCGUUAUAUAUUGACGUAUCAUAUAAUAUUAGAUCGCCUACAUUGUAGUAAGUUGUGAGGGUUUCUGAUUUGGCACAUUAUGUAUUGGAGGAGGAGAUUGGGUUGCGGCUGAAUUUGUUUUUUUUUUGGUUCCUAAUGAGAUUAUUACUUAUUGCGACUGGUAGUAGUUGACUCCCAUCGUUCUGGUUUUUCCUUCUUUGUGCAAUUUGGGUGGUGUUGUGAAUUUGUGAUCUUGAUUGGCUUCAUUUCAUUUGUGGAUGGUUGGGUUUGUCGCGGAAGUGAAUGAUGAAAACGGGAAAUGUGGACUCCCCAACAGCCAUUGUUGCAAUUCUGCGCAGGGCUUUCUAAGGUUUGCCUAAUAAGUCAAAAAAGAGUGCUUGAUCGUUCUCUAGUGUGCUUGCCUUUGUUCGUCCUUUUCACAUUAAGCUUUCUAGCUAGCAUGCCUAAUCGAGUGGGGUGGCCGGGUGGGACACUUCAGAUUGGAGUGGUUUAACUGUUUAUGUGGUUACCACGACUCACUUCCUAGUUUAGGCAUCAUCUCUCUAUGCACGAGUUCUGAAUAGAACACCAGUCAGUGAUAGGCACAGAAGUGUUUGUUUCGACUUUCAAGUUUAGAUUUGUUAAUGAGUGCAUGAGCUCUUCUCGAGUUUAGUUGAACAAUCCAGAUGGAGUUCAACUUGUUUAUUACGACUAGUUGAAUCCUACCCUAAAUUCUAGAAUCCAUAAAUUAAUUACCUCAAUAUUUGUAUGCCAUACAUGUGAUAAAAUAUGCAAAAAGAAAACAAUUCAAAACAAGAAAAAAAUAUUCAAAUUUAUAUGACAUCAUUCGUUAUAUUUAGUUCGUAAAUCUUAACUAGCUCAUAUAAUAUUAUUUCAUAAUAAUAAUUAAUUAAUAUCGAUAUGAUAAAAAAUACAUAUUUUUGAACUUACAAAGGACAUAUAUGCUUACAUAUUCAAAAUAUGAUUUAUGCAAAAAAAAAAAAGGUCUUAAUAUGGUAUAGGGUGGACACAUAUAAUUUAACAACCAAUGAAUAAUUAAGAAGUAAGCUCAUAUGAUAUUGAUCGAUUCCCUCGUAAGUCGGUAAUAGCUAUUGAGACAUUUUCUAAGCUCAAAACAAGGCAACUUACAAGUUGGUCUCAACAAGCCAUCGUGUCAAACUGGCUUACGAUUGUAGCAAGUUGAGCAAAGACUUGGCUCAAUCUUGGCUCGUAAGUCAACCAAUCGAGGUCGAAUGAGUUUUUCUAACCCGAACGUCGAGCCGCUCUUGAUUAGCUCAGCUUAUUUGCAACCUUAAUAAUACAUGCACAUUACUACCAUUGUACUUUUAAUGGUUACUCUAGGUGACACUAAAAUAACUUGUCUAAG